AUGGUUAUCUUCAUCCCUCUCCCCUCAGAUGAGAUACUUGAUGACUUCGAAAAUUCCUUUCUCCAGCAAACCUAUUCUUUUUCUCCUGACCGAACCUUGAUUCGUGAGGCUCUUCAAUGCCCUAAUCAAUUUAAUACUCACGGCAAUUACAUUCUCGCCUUGGCCGGAGACGCAGUUCUUCGCCAAAUUCUUGUCGACCAGGGCCGAGACAAAGAGAAAUCUCCAGAGGAAAUCCAAGAAGUCGUCUCCGUGAUAGCCACCAACAAGAACCUUUAUCAGCAAGGUCUUGCCCUAGGGCUUGAUCCCUUCAUCGUCAAAAAUCCCAGCCAGCAGGGCUCCGUGGCUGGGAGAAUUGUUAUGGCUACUACCAUGGAAGCCAUCCUUGGUGCAGUCUACUAUGACUCCAGCAAGAACCUUGAGGCUUGCGAAAGGGUCAUGGCUGCCAUGGGCCUCUCCUUCCCCGAGUGA
Molecule: messenger RNA, 468 nt
Organism: Penicillium longicatenatum
Lineage: Eukaryota; Fungi; Ascomycota; Eurotiomycetes; Eurotiales; Aspergillaceae
Exons: 2
Coding region: 1-468 (155 amino acids)
Biological process (GO): RNA processing
Molecular function (GO): ribonuclease III activity
Source: RefSeq, a predicted model, not a curated record